Messenger RNA from Periconia digitata, 1356 nucleotides. Lineage: Eukaryota; Fungi; Ascomycota; Dothideomycetes; Pleosporales; Periconiaceae. The record is from the annotation of a GenBank genome assembly.
ACACCGCAGCAAAGUACAACACAACACCCUCGCGCAACAACACCCCUCUACAGCACAAAGGACUACUCAAUAUACACCAUGGCGUAUAACUUCGUGCGGUCUUAUAUAGACACCUUUCGAGAGCGAACCGCAGCGAUCAGCCACACAUCCACCUUCCGCGAAACGGGGCAGAUAACGCCCGAGGAAUUUGUCCUCGCUGGAGACUUCCUUGUGUUCAAGUUUCCUUCGUGGCAGUGGGCCGAUGCUUCUUCGCCUUCCAAGCGUGUGCCAUACCUUCCAGAGGGCAAGCAGUUCCUUGUCACCAGGGGUGUACCGUGCAAUCGCCGCCUCGACGACAACUUCGCGGGGGAGGCUGGACAGGACGAGACUCUAGUGAGGGAUGGCUUCGCCGCUGGCGAGGGUGAUGCAGACGACGAUGGCUGGUUAAGGACAGGCGGCAUGGCCGCAAGCCAAGAGGCCAAAGUGCGAGAUGUGCGAACGGUGGAUGAGAGCGGCAACCUCGGAGCUGCUGAAGAUGAGGACGAGAUUCCGGAUAUGGAAGAUGACGAUGACGAUGACGAGGCUAUCAUAAGAGAUCCUCAGGGCGAUAACACAUCUGCACCUAUCCGAACUUACACGCUCUACAUCUGUUACUCUGCCCACUACCGGACACCCCGUCUCUACCUUUCCGGCUACGGCUCGACUUCGGUCCCUUUGAAACCACAAGAGAUGAUGGAGGAUAUUGUGGGUGAUUACAAAGACAAGACCGUCACCAUAGAAGACUUCCCUUUCUUUGAGCACGCAGUUAAGACGGCUUCGGUGCAUCCUUGCAAGCAUGCGUCGGUGAUGAAAGUGCUGCUUGACCGUGCGGAUGCUGCACUAAAGCUGCGGCUCGCAAAACUGAAGGCAGGCAAGGAUGUUGGCAAGCUUGACAGUGGCAUGGAAGCCUUGGUGGACGAUACGAAGUUGCUGAGGCUGACAGAACAGGCAAAGGGUAAAGACGGAGAGGAAGGCAAAGAUGAUUGGGAAGUGCUCGAUGACGCUGCUACUGAUGAGGUUGCGAUCCGUGUGGAUCAAUAUCUUGUUGUGUUCCUCAAGUUCAUGGCCAGUGUUACACCUGGCAUCGAGCACGACUUCACAAUGGGAGUGGCAGGUAGCAUGGGAAUCAAGGCGCUACAUCAGGCGCCUUCUCUGCAUCUUCUGGGGUACCAUCAACACCAUGCGGUCCCUCAAGCUGUACAACAUCUCCCGUGAUGCGACUCCUGACACCGCUGGAAUCGAACUUCCAGUCUUUGACAUAUUUCGCAUAGCGUCUCAGAUCCCUCUGGAAUGUUGUUCCGCCACUCCAUCCCAGAAUCGCGCAGCCCAAAGUCCGCC